Molecule: messenger RNA, 3136 nt
Organism: Myotis brandtii (Brandt's bat)
Lineage: Eukaryota; Metazoa; Chordata; Mammalia; Chiroptera; Vespertilionidae
Gene: EIF5A2
Product: eukaryotic translation initiation factor 5A2
Exons: 6
Coding region: 191-652 (153 amino acids)
Biological process (GO): positive regulation of translational termination; positive regulation of translational elongation
Molecular function (GO): ribosome binding; RNA binding; translation elongation factor activity
Source: RefSeq, a predicted model, not a curated record
GGUGGGGGCGGGAGAGGGCGGGAGGCCGGGGUGUGGAAAGUGUGGCGGCCCCGCCCCGUGUCUUGGAAUUNCCGCCGCCGCCACCGCUGCCUCCGCUGCAGCCGGAGGGGACCCGCGCCGGUGCGCAGAGGGAAGGCGCUCUUUCUUCGCUGAAAGCUCCUUGGAGAAGCCGCCGCCUCCCAGCCCACCCAUGGCGGAUGAGAUCGAUUUCACUACCGGCGAUGCCGGGGCUUCCAGCACGUACCCUAUGCAGUGCUCGGCCCUGCGCAAGAACGGCUUCGUGGUGCUCAAGGGACGACCAUGCAAAAUAGUCGAGAUGUCGACUUCCAAAACGGGGAAGCACGGCCAUGCCAAGGUUCACCUUGUUGGAAUUGAUAUUUUCACGGGCAAAAAAUAUGAAGAUAUUUGCCCUUCUACUCACAAUAUGGAUGUUCCAAAUAUUAAGAGAAAUGACUAUCAACUGAUAUGCAUUCAGGAUGGUUACCUUUCCUUGCUGACAGAAACUGGUGAAGUUCGUGAGGAUCUAAAGCUGCCAGAAGGUGAACUAGGCAAAGAAAUAGAAGGAAAAUACAAUGCAGGUGAAGAUGUACAGGUGUCUGUCAUGUGUGCAAUGAGUGAAGAAUAUGCUGUAGCCAUAAAGCCCUGCAAAUAAAUGGGAGCAUCAGGCAUGACAAACUGUUUAGGUCUGGAUCAGCUACAGAUCUCAAGUUUGGUUCUAAGUUGUCACCAAAGCUAUGGCCUUCAGAAGCAACCUCAUUUAUCUUUUAAUUGUCUUGAAAUUGUGCUGAGUUAGUUUUGCACGCAAUUAGUAAUUUAAAAAAAUAAUCACGAUGUAUAAUUCUUUUUUUUUUUGUAGGUAUUUUUUAUAACAUUCCUGUGGUUGUCAGUAUGUGAGUCCAAGAAACAGACAAGGUAGCUUCCACAGAUGUGAUUUGAGUAUAUCAUUCGUGAAUUUUAGUUAAGUGAUAAAUAAACCAGGGUUUUAAAUCAAACAAUGUAGCAUCCAGUGCUAUCGAAGUACCACAUUUAAGUUGAAUUGUUCUGUAUUAAUGUCACACCUAACAUAUAGAGUAAGUAGAUAAUGGAUUGGAAUUGUCACAGUUUCAGCCGAUGUGUGGCAAGCACAAUUCUUAAACAAAAAUCAUGUUAUCAGAAAGUGUCAGUGCAGUACCCUGUAUUACCUUGGUUUUACUGUUCUCUGCCAAAUUGUUGGCCGACUUAAUAUAACCUUAUAUAUGGUGAUUUUUAUACCUGCUGUGGUUGACAGAGAGGCAGUAAACUGUUGGGUAACUAUUAAAAAAUCAUAUUGUAAAGAAGACACAGGGACAGUGGCAAAAUGAGUUCGUUAAAGCUAUAGUUUUUUAUUUGAGGCCUUUGUAAUCAGAAAGUUUCUAGUUGUACGUUUGCUUUCAGCUUUUGGUCUCUCUCUCUCUCUCUCUCUCUCUCUCUCUCUCUCUCUCUCUCUUUCUCUUUCUCUAUUUAAAGCAGUGACUUGCUUUGCAAGGUACUAUGCAGUGCUUUUAAUUAUGUUGAUAAAUAUUAUUUUAGUAGUCAUUCCUUUCCAAGCAUUUGUAAGUAGACUUUUUUAACAUCAAAAUAUUUAUGUCAUCUAAAAAAUAUGUAUGUAUUUAUGUCAGACAAAGACUGGAAAUUCUAACUUCAAAUUGAAACAGUUGUUAAAUUUAUGUACACUUUUUUCUAGAAUGAAAUGAAUUAUGGAAGAAAAGUUACUUUAUGUGAUAAUCAUUAAGAAGUACUUAUAUGUAUUUUUUCUGAUUGUCACGUGACUUAAUUCAGUUACUCAUGUAGCUAGGAAGAAAUUCUUUAAAACUGAAUUAUUUUAAAAAGUGUUUUAGGUGACUGCUACAUUUCUGUACACACACACCUUAUUUCCAGAAUUCUAAACAUUGUCAUAGGGUUUGUGAGGACCUUUGACUCAGUAACAACGAUGAUAUUGGAGUGAAACUCAGAACAAAAUUACUGUUUCAGAAUACCUCCAUUCUCUAUGACUGAUUAUGAGACCUCUCCCAUCAUGCCUCGACUUACACAAGGCCUUUAUUCCUAUCCCUAUCAUCUAGAAGAAAAUAUGUGAUACUGCAACUAAUCUAAUCAGUGGCUGGAAAUAGCAUUAAAAACAGAAGAUCCCAAAGUUUUGUUGCUUAAUUUGCUCAUACUUUUAAAUCUUGUUAGCCUCAGCAAACCCAUUUGGAGAAGAAGCAAGAUACUUUAAAGAAAUGCAAAGAGAAUUCUAAAGCACAAGAAAUAUUGAGGUUGCAAUUAAUCAUUUUUAGUGCAGCAUUUUAACUUUUGCCCAUCUCAAGCACAAUUAGGAAUUAGACUAAAUUCUUUCCAAUAUUCCAUUUUAGUAUCUACUACAUACUACUCUUGUUUUUUAGUAUUUUAUAAUGUGUAUCUUAUUUGCUACUGGUUGACAUUAUUACCCACAGGAAUUCUAGAAAGUUAUCCAGCUGUGCUGCUUGCUGGUCAUGCAUAUGACCCCAGUUAACCAUACUAGUGUUCUGGUUUGUAUUAAUUCUGGGUCAGCAUGCCUUUGUUCUUCCUAACUUGUCAAACUUCACAUAAAUAUAUUUUCAAUUGCAAGGUAAGUGUAUGUAAAUUAUAAUAAUGCAUCUCUAUCUUCAGACUUUGAAUGGCAAAAGCUAUUUAUGCACAAAUAAUUCAUUUUAAGUACUAUAAAGAAGUAUAAAUACUUUUCUGACAUGUAAGUAUAGAUUUUAAAGAUAUGGGACUAUUUAUUUUCACAUAAGUCAAUAUGUUUCUCUAGAACAAAAUAUUUCAUUUAGUAAAGCUUUGUAAAUUGUAUUAAAAAGAAGCAAGGAAACAUUUUUUAACAUAAAACAGAAGUGACUUCAUUCUUUUUUGACAUCAGAGAUGUUCAAAGUUGAUUCCUAGUAUUUGUACUUUUUUGCAACAAAUGGUAAAUAUCACAAGUUACCAUGUGUGAAAUGUAGACUGUCAUGUUGAUAAGGUUCUACAGUGAUACACCAUGUUUGUCUUCAGGCAUUUCACCAGUAUAUACACAACAGCAAUUUUCGACCUUGUAUCAUCUCAUGGCACACAUAAACUAAUUGCUAAAAUUCUGCGGCACACCAAAAAAUAUAUUUUUUGCUGACCU